Molossus molossus (Pallas's mastiff bat) is the source of this 297-nucleotide messenger RNA. RefSeq names its product transcription elongation factor A like 7 (gene TCEAL7). The record is from RefSeq and is a predicted model, not a curated record. Lineage: Eukaryota; Metazoa; Chordata; Mammalia; Chiroptera; Molossidae.
AUGCAAAAAUCCUGCAAAGAAAAUGAAGGGAAACCCAAGUGCAGCAUGCCAAAGAGAGAAGAAUGCACCUACAGAGAACUUGAACGCCAGCAAACUGAAGGGAAUUUUAGGCAAAGGCUGCUUCAGUCUCUCGAAGAAUUUAAAGAGGACAUAGAUUAUAAACAUUUUAAUAAUGAAGAAAUGACAAAAGAGAAAGAGAUGGAAAAGUGUUUGGAAGAGAUAAGGAAUCUGAGAAAAAAGUUCAGGGCUCUGCAUUCUAACCAUAGGUAUUCCCGGGACUGUCCUUAUCACAUUUGA